AUGGCAAAUGAACCGCCGAAAUUGCCUCACGCCACUCUGAACAAGUUGUUGCAUCUGGUGCGAGAAAACACCGAAAUUUACCUGCCGUUGGAUUCCAGAACGCUGCUGAAAACACCGCUUCAAGUAGGAAAAGAGAUUUUCAGCAUUGCUGGUGGACAGCAUUGGUACCAGGGGAUCCAGAAUGCAUUAAGAAAUUAUUAUCAAGAAGUAACGCCCGCUUUGGACGCUUUUAAAAUCAAUUUGUCGAUGGAUGGUCUACCUCUUCACAACAGCGGAGGAACGCAAUUCUGGCCAAUAUUGAUGCAAGUACAUAAUGAUCCUAAAGCUGAAGUUUUAGUACUUGGAGCAUACUGUGGAACAUCAAAGCCGGAAAACGCUGAAGGGUAUCUACGCCCUAAUGUAACAUUUGAAGGAGUAGGAAGAGACAGAACGGAUGCAGAAUUUAGAAGCGGAAUCUACGCUGGAGGACAUCAGAAACGGCCAUCACCUGUAUCGGAAUUUUAUGAUUUAAAUGUAAUACUAGACAUAGUUGUAGGUGACAGACUUCACGCAAUCGAUUUAGAUGUUACAAAAAAAUUGUUAAAGGGUUUAGUAUUAGGAUUUUUACCACCAUUUCCUAAAUGGUCUUCUUACGAACAAGAAGAAAUUUCAUUUCUUCUUAGCAAAAUAGAAAUACCAGGAGAGAUACACCGUAAGCUACGGACUCUAAAACAUCUAACAUUCUGGAAAGGAAGCGAGUUUAGUAUAUUUUUGCAUUAUGCUAGAAUUCCAAUUUUAAAAGGCAGAAUUUCAGAAAAAGCUUUCUAUCAUUUCACAUUGUACUAUGUAGCCAUUACACUGCUCUCUUCCAAGGUUUACAAGCAGUAUUAUACGUAUGCUGGAGAACUACUUAAACAGUUUGUUGAAGAGUUCAGUAAAGUUUAUGGUGCAGGUCAUGUAACCAGCAAUGUGCACAACCUUUUACAUAUUGCAGCAGAAGUAAAUAGGUUUGGACCACUAUCUACCUUUUCUAUGUACCCUUUUGAAAACAAGUUAAAGUUAAUUAAAGAUUGUGUGCCAAAGUAUUAG
This is a messenger RNA of Anopheles maculipalpis, 1068 nucleotides long. RefSeq lists its product as uncharacterized. Bases 1 to 1068 code for a protein of 355 amino acids. The record is from RefSeq and is a predicted model, not a curated record. Lineage: Eukaryota; Metazoa; Arthropoda; Insecta; Diptera; Culicidae. The transcript has 5 exons.